Cottoperca gobio is the source of this 4541-nucleotide messenger RNA. It is a transcript of the gene map3k19, whose product is annotated as mitogen-activated protein kinase kinase kinase 19. The record is from RefSeq and is a predicted model, not a curated record. The coding region runs from base 101 to 3571 and encodes 1156 amino acids. Gene Ontology annotation, biological process: protein phosphorylation. NCBI's taxonomy places the organism in Eukaryota, Metazoa, Chordata, Actinopteri, Perciformes, Bovichtidae. Gene Ontology annotation, molecular function: protein kinase activity; ATP binding. The transcript is spliced from 12 exons.
GCCACACAGAGUCCUGGAGUCUCCAGAGUACCCUCCUCUAUCUGACCAUCAUAAAGGCCUCAGCCAAGAUAAGGGAAUCCCCCUCUGUUUCCAAAACGCCAUGGAAACACUAAGAGACAUCAGGCAAGCCUACCGGGACGCAGGGAGGGGAAGCAGAGGAGGAUUGUCUUUGCCAAGCCUGGGCGACAGCAGCAGACGCUGGAGCCAUCUGGACCCUGCUCCCUCACCUGGUUUGCUGAGUACCAGGACCUCUUGUAUGCCAGUAGCCCCUAAACACAGGCAGAGUGUGGUUACUGCAUCCCCAUCCUCCUCUAGCCUGCUUUCUGUGGCUGAGCCCAGCCAGCUCAGCCAAUCAGCACCCAUCAUCAUGGAACCCCUGCUGUGUUCAAACACUAUGAUCCAGGCCAGAGCACACAUUCAGAUACGACUGGGUUCUCAAGACACUGUAAAUGAACAAAAGUUGUUGCAGGGUCCCUUACCGUCUUUGCAUCCCAGAACACCCAAGAUGUUGGCACCACUAGACAACCGGCCCAGGGAAAUUGCGGCUCUGCCGGCACUAAAGCACCACAUUCCCCUGAAGCCUAUCAGCCGGAGCCCCCUUUGCUCCAGGACCUGGCUGAGGAGAGAAAGGCUGUCCUGGGACAGCCCAUGCACUGGCCCUCUGACCAUUAAAGGGGGUAGUGAGGAGAGUGGGUCCAGCAGUAGUCAGAGUUCCAUCGACCUGGAGGACGAGGAAGAUGAGAGGGAUAUAUGUGGCAGAGCUUCAGGAGAAAGACAUCUGAAGUUUGUUGGAGAGAGAUUGUUGCAGCAUUCCAACGGCGUGAGCUCGACCGAGGCUAAUUUUGUUGAGGAGCAUUUUAAAGUUCAGUCAAGGUUCAGUCAUAUUCCACAGAUCCACAGAUCAGCAGAUGACUUUGAUGGAGAUGCUAUCAAUCACACAACAGAUCUUCUCUGCACAAAAAAAGCUAUAAACUCUCAAUGUGAAGGCAAAGCCAAUAUGAAGUAUACAAAGGAGCCUGUUGAUUGUCAGUCCUUUAUAAAAUGUAACACCGUGCACAAUGAAAUACCUAUCACAUCAAAGUCGAAGGACGAGAAGAAUGAUGUGGGUUGCACCCCAGAGCCUGGAACUGAGAUUAGCCAUGGGGUAACAUUUAAUAUGAAUAAAGACCAUGGUAAUGUUAUUUCAUAUUCUAAAGGGACUUAUAGAAAUGACAUGCAGCAUAUAGAACAGACAGAAAAAACAAUGAAGGAUUCCUCUUAUGAAGAAACCUGGGUAUAUAACCCAAUCCUUCGUAGGGAGGAUGUUAAGUUAACUACUAGCACUACUGAGGAGAAAAUAUUAUUAUUCACUCCAGCUGUAAACCUUCCACAGUCAGAUAUGGAUCCCAAGAGAAAUGAGAGGAUGUUGAAAGCCUUAAAGCCUGUCGGGAACAAGGAGAGGAGAAAUAGCACGAAAUGUGAACUGAGAGCAAAAAUUCAAACGAGCCAGCAGUCCUUCAACGUGCUAGCACACAAAGAGCGAAGCAUCCUAAAUCGGAACAAGUCCAAAAGCAAUCUGAAAUACUCAUCCCUUUCUACACAAGUUAAAGAUAAAACCAGGAAAAGCCCCGAGCUAAUAAUUAGCGGAGAGACAGUCAUAAAAGUGAAGUCAAAGCCAAAAGGUGCUCAUUGUAACACUGGCACCACAUCACCACGGAAAAAGCUUAAUGAUCAGGGCAAAAGAGCAAAUCCUGAAAAGAUGAACAGCAAUAGAGCUCAACAACAUCCACCAGCGAGGGAGCUGAAGAGCAUCCGUAAGUUGAAGAGACCCGGUCUAGCAGGGACACCCAGGUCUAAAUCUGCCGUGGACUUCAUCACCUACAAAGACAUGUUUCAGCAGAUACAGAGUGGGGAUGAAGGACCGGCAAUCUACGAGAUGUUUGCUGGUCCGAUCUAUGAUAACCUUCGAGUUACCAGCUCCUGUGAGAAAGUUAAGGACAGACAAGUGCAGUCUGCUCCGCCUAAGAAGACUCAACAGUGCCAUAAAGUCAAACACAGACCAUUGAAACAAGCACAAAAGAGAAGUCCAGGGGAGAGCAUCGUGAUUUCAGCUAAAAGCAAACCUAAACAUGAGUCCUCUAGGGGGAAACCUCCCCUCACACCUGUACCAAGGAAAGGCACACAAAAAAUGAUGGAUACGCCAAAUUCAGAUAGGUGCAAAGCAGCUGAGCCCUCUAAGGAUGUUGAUAUUUGUCAGAGUAGCGCUCAAGAAACUGUUUUAUCUACCAUAGAGGAGGCUCUUUCUAGAUAUGGGUCUGAAACAAUUAAAUCUGAUGACAAAACAUUGACUCACCCCCAAAUGCGAGAAAAAGGAAAUCCAAACCGACCACUUCCUGAACACGUGUUAUCUCAAAGCCCCCAACAGUCAAUGAUCAAAACCUGGACGUCUUCCAGCAGCAGCAGCAGCCACACAUUCAUGUCACCAGUUUACCAGAAGUUUCUGGAUGAAGUGGGGGACGGGCCGCUUACAGAUGACCUGCUGCAAUGUCUGGCCGAGGAGCUGAUCUCAUUGGACGAGAGGGAUGUAUCCAUAGGACCUGAAGACCUGGAGUCUGAAUUCGAUCCUGUAUCAGGAAGAAAUUCAUUUCCUGAGGUUAUUUCAACAGACAGUGCUGCUCUGCUUGGCUCUGUGUUGGUUGUAGAUGAGGCCCUUACAUGGAAAAAAGGUGAAGUUCUCGGCAGAGGAGCCUAUGGGACAGUUUACUGUGGCCUGACCAGCCAGGGCCAGCUGAUAGCUGUGAAGCAGGUGGGCCUGGAUGCCUCUGACCCCGAUGCUGCUAGGAGGGAGUACAGUCGUCUGCAGGGGGAAGUGGAGCUGCUUAAAACCCUUAGACACACCAACAUCGUGGGCUUCCUGGAGACCUCACUUUAUCAGCAUGUGGUUUCCAUCUUUAUGGAAUACAUCCCAGGAGGAUCCAUCGCCAGCAUCCUUCACAGGUUUGGUCCACUGCCAGAGCGUGUCCUGGCUCUUUACACCCAUCAGAUCCUGGAAGGGGUGGCCUACCUUCACCUGAACAGGGUGAUUCAUCGUGACUUGAAGGGAAACAACGUCAUGCUGAUGCCUACUGGAGUCAUCAAGCUCAUAGACUUUGGCUGUGCGCGUCGUCUCAGCUGCCUGAACCACACUGCUAGCAACAGUGGAGAUCUGCUCAAGUCUGUCCACGGCACACCCUACUGGAUGGCACCAGAGGUUAUUAAUGAGACAGGAUAUGGCAGGAAGUCCGAUAUAUGGAGUGUGGGUUGCACAGUGUUUGAGAUGGCCACAGGGAAACCACCACUGGCCCACAUGGACAAGAUGGCUGCCUUGUUCUACAUUGGGGCUCAAAGAGGGUCGAUGCCCUCCUUACCAGAUGGGUUUUCGGAUAACGCCAAGGAUUUUGUACAAACCAGCUUGACAAGUGACCAGAAACUACGGCCUUCUGCAGACCAGCUGCUGAAGCAUUCAUUCAUCCCCCAAAGUGAGACUGGAGCAAACUCUUGGGAGACGCAGAAAAAGAGCUGCUGUGGUCACCCAGAGGGACUGUGUGGUUAACAAGUUACACUAAGAGAAUGUUUGAGUUCAAAGAGACAUUUUAAUGAUUUAAUUCAGAUUGAUAACUCAAAGUAUUCUUUUGUGACCCUUUGAGGACCUGUCACCUGUCCCCUGUCCCCAGUGAUGUAAUAGUAGCAAGUUUGGGAGCAUGGCCUUGUGUCCCAGACCUUUCUGGAGACUACAACACAAGGAGAAGAAACUGUAGUCAUUGCAUUGUUAAGCUAAAGUUUAAGAAACUACAUGAAAAGCACUUUCAUACAUUUAACUUUAGCCUAAUAGAAGCUAUAAAAUGUGAAUAGAUAGAAGGCAGAGUUUCUGUUACUGAUUUUGGAUAUUUUCUAUAGAAAUCUCAAAUGUGCCAAUCUUAUGUGUUAAUGUAACAUGUAUAGAGUGUAACUUUAGGUCUCUGCUUUGUCAUACGUGUAGUUUCUCAUAAAAUGUGUCUAAUCCAUAUUGCAACAUCAAUUAUAUAACCUAUUUUUCCAUGCCGAGAAUGUGAAUUACUUCAAGUUAGCCGUGUGUGAAAUACACGUGUAAAAUUGUGCACAUGCCACAAAUUAGAACUUACUUUCAUUACUAGAAACAACUACAUGCAUGUCUCCUCAUAUUCAAAUCAGCAAGUUUCUUUCCUCUUAGACUAGUAACAUGGAUAUAAGCAUAAUAAAUGACAGCGACAACCAGGGUUUAUAUUGUGUCAGGGUAAUGGCAACUUUGAUGUUUAUUCAUAAUAUUGAAAUGAAAAAAAAGAAUGUAAAGAGGGGGUUAUGCUUCUUUGUCAACAGCUGCUUUUGCUCUGUGUGCGCAGCUAUAAAUCCCUCAUGAGGGUACAAACAAUUGAGCCUCAAGUAUUUUUGCACUCUUUAAAUAAACGAGUAACCCAGUCAAGAACAGAGGGGACGGUCAUGUCAAAAUUUGAGAACAAUACAGAGUUUAAUGUAUGAAACUGAUGUGAAAACACGUUUUCGGACAG